Hyposmocoma kahamanoa is the source of this 917-nucleotide messenger RNA. It is a transcript of the gene fz2, whose product is annotated as frizzled-2-like. Gene Ontology annotation, cellular component: plasma membrane. The transcript is spliced from 4 exons. NCBI's taxonomy places the organism in Eukaryota, Metazoa, Arthropoda, Insecta, Lepidoptera, Cosmopterigidae. Gene Ontology annotation, biological process: canonical Wnt signaling pathway; non-canonical Wnt signaling pathway. Gene Ontology annotation, molecular function: Wnt-protein binding; Wnt receptor activity. The coding region runs from base 393 to 917 and encodes 174 amino acids. The record is from RefSeq and is a predicted model, not a curated record.
GUCCCUCUCCGCGCGACGCGGCGUUAACACGUAUAAGAAUAUUGUUCGUACCACGUAAACGCCGGUAUCAUUGUUUCAAACAUUCGCUCAGCUGAUCAGUGACAAGAGAUUCCUAAGCGAAACUGAAACUGUGUCUUAUAGAAAUCAAACCAGUGAUCUAGUGUGUGAGCGAUUCCACGGAACGAGGAUCGAAAAUACCUCUAGUACAAAAAUAUACCGCGUCCCACCGAGGACCACUUCCCACUGUGUGACUGAUCGAUACUUUUAAAUGAUAACAUGGAUUCAAUAAUGUGUUUAAGACGAUCAUGAGGUGUUGGUGUUAGUUGUUACUUUGUUUUUUUUGUCGUCGGGAAGACAGUGCGAGCGAUGCGGUAAUUAUAAAAGCUAGCAACAUGUGGCGUGCGGCGCUGACGGCGGUCGCGCUGGUCAGCUGCGCGAGCGCGAUCGAGCCGCGCUGCGAAGAGAUCACCAUCCCCAUGUGUCGCGGCAUCGGGUACAAUCUCACGUCCUUCCCUAACGGUCUCGACCACGACACGCAAGAGGAGGCCGGACUCGAGGUCCACCAGUACUGGCCCCUCGUCGAGAUCAAGUGCUCGGCGGACCUGAAGUUCUUCCUGUGCUCCGUGUACACGCCCAUCUGCAUCGAGGACUACGCCAAGCCGCUGCCGGCGUGCCGCAGCGUGUGCGAGCGCGCGCGCGCCGGCUGCGCGCCGCUGAUGCAGAAGUACGGCUUCCAGUGGCCCGAGCGCAUGGCGUGCGAGAGGCUGCCGCGCCUGGGGGACCCCGACCACCUGUGCAUGGAGGAGCCCGAGCGCGCGCAGGAGCCCGAGCCGCCGCGCCCGCCGCCGCGCCGGCCAUGUAAGUCCGACUGGCUGGAAUUGGUGCUAUCCCUAAAACCGGGCACUGCCAACUUUUAA